UGAAGUCAGUAGAAAUCAAUAGUUACGAAGGAUAAAAACGAAAACAGUGCUUUUACUUUUUGUGCUUCCGUACAUUCAUUUUUCAUUUUAUUUAAAUUAGAUGGACUCUAAUUCACGUUAAAGAAUUAAUUCGAAUAAAAACAUUAAGCGAAUACAGUCUUGAAUAGUUGCGAAAGAAAAGAACAAAUGUGGAUUAUAGUCAGUUACGCAAAAAUAGUAUUGUUUAUGCGGAAAAAAAAUUAUUAUUGAAAACUGAGCACAAUGUUAUAACAAAGAUUUUAAUCAACAUGGGAUUUGUUUUUAAAAUGGAAAACUGUAAUGGCUCACCACACAAAGCUGAAUGAAUUGAAAAUUGUUUUGAUCAAAUAUACGUAGAAUGUGUUAAAGCAUAAUGAACGAUUCAAUAGCAACAAAUCUCUUUAUGAAAUGCAUGAUUUUGGCGAUGAAUUAUUACCACGACAACGAACUGAAAAAUGCAUCUAUAAUAGGCUCAGACUUUAAUAUAACCGAUACAUCGACGUGGAAAAUAGAACCACGUCUGCAACCCAACAACGAAUAUGGUAACAACGAAGGCGAUUUCAUGACAGAGUGCAUGAAACCAUCGACAAAACGGCCAUACGAAUUUUCAUGGGAACAGAAGGCACUAUGGGCGUUUUUAUUUGGAGUGAUGUUAGUAGUAGCGAUUGUUGGAAACUGUAUUGUUAUUUGGAUAGUACUGGCACAUCGAGAAAUGCGAACGACGACCAACUAUUUACUUCUCAAUUUGAGCGUAGCAGAUCUAUUAAUGUCCUGUCUGAAUUGUGCAUUUAACUUCAUUUAUAUGCUAAACUCCGAUUGGCCAUUUGGUACCCUUUAUUGUUCUGUAAAUAACUUCAUGGGUAAUGCUACAGUGACAGCUUCUGUGUUUACAUUAGUGGCAAUCAGCUUUGAUAGAUACGUUGCCAUAGUAAGGCCAUUACACAGACGAAAUUCAAGGAAAAAGGCUCGAAUGUUUGUUGUUAGCAUUUGGGUUUUGAGCAUAACGUUGUCAUUGCCAGGACUUUUAUAUUCAGCAACUGAAUCAAAAAGUUAUUCGAAUGGAAAGUCAAGGACUGUUUGCUACCUCUUGUGGCCGGAUGGCAGAUACCCAACAUCACUAGCUGAUUAUGUGUACAAUAUCGUGUUUUUGGUGCUCACAUAUGGCAUUCCAAUGUUAAUAAUGGUUGUUUGUUAUUCAUUUAUGGGUAAAGAGCUGUGGGGAAGUCAGUCAAUUGGGGAACACACGGAACGCCAACGAGAGUCAGUAAAAUCGAAAAAAAAGGUCGUGCGAAUGUUUAUUGCUGUGGUAUCAAUUUUUGGAAUCUGUUGGCUUCCAUACCAUAUGUUUUACGUAUAUGCUUACCAUAAUCCCUCUUAUGCCUCGUCCGCUUAUGUUCCGCAUUUGUUUCUUGGAUUUUAUUUCCUUGCCAUGUCAAACACAAUGGUCAAUCCGAUUAUCUACUACUGGAUGAACAGAAAGUUUCGUCAUUAUUUCCAAGAGGUCAUGUGUUUCUGUUGCUUUCAGUUGUGGAAGGUGAAUACGAUUAAUAAGGCUCAGGACAUUUAUUUGCAUCAAAAUUCAAUGUCAAUGGAACGAAAAUCUAAAUCAUUCAAACUACACGUAAUAGAUCGCCAUAGAAUAGAUUCACGGUCGGUGCGGCAAACGGAACUGAAUGGCUCACCCAAGACGUAGCACAUUUGAAUUGAUUGUGGAUGAAACGCCAAUGUAGGCAUGAGACUGAACAAAUAAUUUUUCUUUCCAAUUUUUGUGUAAAUACGUUUGUGCUUGAAGGCCAAAUUUAUUUUUCGGUUUUGAAAUUUUUUAUUUUUGCGGUACACAAAAUUAGUCGAUAAGAAUUUACAGAGAAAAGAAAUGUAUUUAUCCAAAGAUAUCUUAACCACCAGUUGCAAUUUAAGGAAUUUAUUAAUCAAAAUGCUCAGAGAAGAAUAUAAACAAUUUUAAUGAGUCGAAUUGAUUUUUGCUAAUCGUAGAAAAUACUAAAUGAUUGCUUGAGCAAAUCAAUUUGUGGAUUUAAUAAAAUUUUCAUUCAACAUUCAACGAGCCAUCAUUCAUUUAGUAUUUUACCACGAUUUUAGGAGUGAUCAUGUUGAUUCAAUUUCGUAAAAAAAAUGUUGAUGUCUAGUGUUGAUAAGCUCAUUUUUUGAAGUCAUUAAAACAAAAUUUU
Molecule: messenger RNA, 2204 nt
Organism: Bradysia coprophila
Lineage: Eukaryota; Metazoa; Arthropoda; Insecta; Diptera; Sciaridae
Gene: TkR86C
Product: Tachykinin-like receptor at 86C
Biological process (GO): G protein-coupled receptor signaling pathway
Cellular component (GO): plasma membrane
Molecular function (GO): neuropeptide Y receptor activity; tachykinin receptor activity
Source: RefSeq, a predicted model, not a curated record